CUCUUAACCUUUGGUGAAGAUAGUGACCCAGGAUGGCCGCAAAUAAGCCCAAGGGUCAGAAUUCGUUGGCCUUACACAAAGUCAUCAUGGUGGGCAGCGGUGGUGUAGGCAAGUCUGCUCUGACUCUGCAGUUCAUGUAUGACGAGUUCGUGGAGGACUAUGAGCCGACCAAAGCAGAUAGCUAUCGGAAGAAGGUGGUGCUGGAUGGAGAGGAAGUACAGAUUGAUAUCUUGGACACUGCAGGGCAGGAGGACUAUGCUGCAAUUCGAGACAACUACUUUCGGAGUGGGGAAGGUUUCCUUUGUGUCUUUUCCAUCACCGAAAUGGAAUCCUUUGCAGCUACCGCUGACUUCAGGGAGCAAAUUUUAAGAGUAAAAGAAGAUGAAAAUGUCCCAUUUCUGCUGGUCGGUAACAAAUCAGACUUAGAAGAUAAAAGGCAGGUUUCUGUAGAAGAAGCAAAGAGCCGAGCGGAUCAGUGGAAUGUUAACUAUGUGGAAACAUCUGCUAAAACCCGAGCUAAUGUUGACAAGGUAUUUUUUGACUUAAUGAGGGAAAUUCGAGCCAGAAAAAUGGAAGACAGCAAAGAAAAGAAUGGAAAAAAGAAGAGGAAAAGUUUAGCCAAGAGAAUCAGAGAAAGAUGCUGCAUUUUAUAAUCAAAGCCCAACUCCUUUCUUAUCUUGACCAUACUAAUAAAUAUAAUUUAUAAGCAUUGCCA
Messenger RNA from Suncus etruscus (white-toothed pygmy shrew), 715 nucleotides. RefSeq names its product RAS like proto-oncogene A (gene RALA). The transcript has 4 exons. Lineage: Eukaryota; Metazoa; Chordata; Mammalia; Eulipotyphla; Soricidae. Gene Ontology annotation, molecular function: GTPase activity; GDP binding; GTP binding. Gene Ontology annotation, biological process: Ras protein signal transduction; regulation of exocytosis. Gene Ontology annotation, cellular component: plasma membrane. The record is from RefSeq and is a predicted model, not a curated record. The coding region runs from base 33 to 653 and encodes 206 amino acids.